AUAUGCCUCAAGACGAUGAACGUCUGUUCUGCAGUCUCAGCGAGCAACUUGCGUGUCCGGCCUACACCGUUCCCUUGUGAGCUUUGAGGAGCAGCUGUUGCUGCUCCUUAGCAUGGCCCUGCGAUGGGACUCGCCUGGAGACGAUAUCCAUCAAUAUCAUAAGGAGUGCAUCGCCCUGUCAAAGAUAAUGGACUUCUCUGUGGAUGCGCAGAGGUUUGCAAAGAGCUACUUCCACAACAAGCCAGCACUGUUCGAGAAAAGCCAAAGUAAUUCCAGCAGUGUCCCCAGCAAAAGGGAAAGAACGCAAAGGCUAGCCAAAAGUUAGAUGAAAGCUCUUGAAAUGUUGCUACCAGUUGCUGCGAAGUGACACGUCCUACUUUCGUGAGUUGUGGGGCUGGUCCGGCACCUACUCUCACCUCGAGACCCCCUGCCCGAUGAUACAACUCUAUUGCAACUACAUCAUGGCCAUGCUCACGAAUAUGAGCCCAACACAGCUGAAUGCCCAAAAUGCCAAGAUAUCCACAGAAGCACAGCUCCGAUUUGAACGCGAGAAGGAACAGUCAUGGGUCGUAGCCAGGCAGGCCGAGGGCUGCUGCUAUUCUCCCGAAGACGAAACGCCUGAACAGAUUCUGAGCCUGAGCCCCAACCAGAGUGUGACCAACAUUGAGGGCGUACUCUUGCCGCCAUUCAACAAGAAGAAUCAGGAAUUCUGUGCCAGCACUGCCGGCUGUUGCGAUCGCAUUGUAAAAGUGGAUUCGACGGUUGUAAAUCUGCGGAGCAUUGCCCCCGGCCUCGCAGCGGCCAAGCCGAUUUGCCUCUCGCCUUUCGUUGGGCUUCCUGGUGUCCUCACGCAGCUGUCAUGCAUGGCUACUGGCUGUUGCUGGAGGAUCUGGAUGCCGCCACCCAAGACACCUACACAAUUCUGAGCAGUUUGCUAGAGAGGCAGUGCCUGAACGUUUCCGGCUUUCGCGACUCUGUGAAGAUUGGGCCGGGCUUCCAAUUGCUGGUGACAGUGCGGACCAACAAAUCGGUCAGCAAUUCGGGACAGAUAUCGCUCUAUUCGCUGCUGGAUAAAUAUCUGAAUACGAUCAACGUUCUGCCGCUCUCUCGCAACGAGCUGUGCAAGGUGACAAUCUGCGUCAGCGGGAAUCGAACGACAAGGCGGACAACACGGAGAAGUACGUGGUGCUGCCCUUUGAGCAGGUCACACUCUCAUCCAGUCCCAACUCGGGCCGCCUGGUCUCGAUUCGGGAUCUGAUCAAGCUGUGCCAGCGUUCG
Messenger RNA from Drosophila pseudoobscura, 1278 nucleotides. Its product is annotated as midasin-like. Gene Ontology annotation, cellular component: preribosome, large subunit precursor; nucleus. The transcript has 4 exons. Gene Ontology annotation, biological process: ribosomal large subunit export from nucleus; ribosomal large subunit assembly. NCBI's taxonomy places the organism in Eukaryota, Metazoa, Arthropoda, Insecta, Diptera, Drosophilidae. The coding region runs from base 860 to 1258 and encodes 132 amino acids. The record is from RefSeq and is a predicted model, not a curated record.